AUGGGUGACGCAAUUGAGAAUGAAGAUUGCGAAAGUGCACCCUUGUUGAAAGCUGAUCAAUCAUCGGUUAUUCGUAAUUAUGAAGGUCUUGAUGAUCAGAACACUAUCAAUACUCCUGAGGAGUAUGUGAGUCGAGAUGAGGAGUGCCAUAUGGUACCACAAGAACAGAGUAUUUCAGAUACAUCAGGGGAGUCAUCUGAUACGACUCGUCUUUUAGAACCUAGCGUCCCAUGUCGGGUCUGUUCGGCUCUCAUUACUAUUGAUAACAAGAGCAGACAUCAUGUAGUCAGAUGUGUUCAUUGCAAUGAAGCAACACCAAUUCGUCCUGCACCACCUGGUAAAAAAUACGUACGUUGUCCAUGCCACUGUCUUUUGCUGUGUAAAGCUUCAUCAAAUCGUAUCGCGUGUCCUCGUCUCAGUUGCAGGCGUGUUAUCACUUUAGGUGAUAGCGUACCCUUGGGACAUGCUAUUAGAGCUCCAACUGGAACAUGCCGAAUUGUCUGUGGUCAUUGUCACGAAGUGUUCAUGUUCAAUACCCUUAGCAUCACCGUUGCGAAAUGCCCUCACUGCAAAAAGAUUUCGUCUGUGGGUCGUGAUUACGCUCGUAAUCGCGCAGUCAUUCACAUUGUAUGUUCAGUGGUAUCCGUGGUGGCAUUAAUUGGUUUGAUGAUAGGAACAUGGAAUAUGGCAAAAUCGGCGCCAUUUAUCUAUUUAAUCUGGCUUUUUGUCGUUAUUAUUGGAGUAGCGUUAUUUAUUCGUUUUAUCUUUUUCGUUACUUUGAAAACCAGUACAGUUCUUGGUCCUCUAGGAUGA
Thelazia callipaeda (thelaziosis nematode) is the source of this 813-nucleotide messenger RNA. NCBI's taxonomy places the organism in Eukaryota, Metazoa, Nematoda, Chromadorea, Rhabditida, Thelaziidae. The record is from the annotation of a GenBank genome assembly.